This is a messenger RNA of Xiphophorus hellerii (green swordtail), 4248 nucleotides long. It is a transcript of the gene pwwp2a, whose product is annotated as PWWP domain containing 2A. The transcript is spliced from 3 exons. The record is from RefSeq and is a predicted model, not a curated record. Lineage: Eukaryota; Metazoa; Chordata; Actinopteri; Cyprinodontiformes; Poeciliidae. Bases 32 to 2491 code for a protein of 819 amino acids.
UCAUCGCCACUCAGUAGAUCAACGGAACAAAAUGGCGGCCGUGGCUGCGGAGCCAGGAGCUGCGGUUCCGACCACAACACGGUCCGAGAUUCUGCCGGAACCCGGACCGUACAGCCCCGCACAUCACGAGAUUCCGGCGGAACCCAGCGACGGCCCAGAAUCCAGUCCAGGCGGGAACCCAGACAACGGAGAAUCCAGGGAGAGCCGCCAUGUUGGUCCGGAGCAGAACCCCGGGGCGGGACCGGUUUUACCCGCGACAGACGGAACCAUAGAGGGUCAGCUAGACCGGAGCGGGACCACAGAAGAUGUGUUGAACCGGAGCGGCGUCCACCCGGACCAAACCGCGACCACAGGCCUUUCGAACCUCCCGGUGGACUGCAGCGGUUCUGAGAGGGUCUUUCCCGGACUGCCGAACUCAGGCAGUACCAGUACCUAUCAAACCAUUCCCCUGGACCCGCAACCCCCCGCAGUUUUUCUGCACUCGGUUCCGGACCCCGCUCCGGUCUCUGAGGCCGGUAUAUCUCUGGCCGAACCGGCAGAACCUACCGAGACCACGGAACUGGACCGGUGUUACACGAUUCUGGAGCAAGAGGAGUUGGUACCUGGACCUACGGAGGAUUCAGUUUUGGAUGAGAACUCAGAACCCGCCAACGGGUUCUGUAAGAGCUCAGCGAGACCGAAGCUCGAGGAUAGCUCUGGAUCGGAACCGAGUUCUGUGCUGGACCUGAGUCCUGGUGCCGAGGUCCGAGUGAGCCUGGAGCACGUGAUCGAUGACGCGCUGGUGGUGUCGUUCCGGCUGGGGGAGCAGGUCUUCUCUGGGGUUCUGAUGGACGUGUCCAAAAGGUUUGGACCUUUCGGGAUUCCUGUCACUGUGUUUCCCAGACGAGACGACCACUGCCGUCCUACGGCGUCUCUGCAGACGGCCGCCGCUAGCGACAGGCCGAGCACCGAGCUGGACGAGGCAGCCGCCCCCCAGCCAUGCGGCCCCAAGCCGCCGCCGCUGUUCCAGGAGGGGGCGCCAUACCCGCCGCCUUUGUUCAUCAGGGACACCUACCACCAGGCCUUACCUCAGCCGCCGCCUCGUAAGAUCAAGAGGCCGAAGCGGCGUUACCGCAGCGAGGAGCCCACCUCCAUCAUGAAUGCCAUCAAGCUCCGCCCCCGCCAGGUGCUCUGUGAUAAGUGCAAAGGUGUGGUGGCAUCAGGUGGCCAUCGGGAGGCGCGACGGGGGGAGGAGGCGACGCGGCGGCGCCGGCCAGCGGACGCUCCAAUGUCCUCGGAGCUGAAGCGUCUGAAGAUGGACGACAAGUCGGGGCGCAGUACCGACAAGCGGUCGUCAGGGUUACAGGGGCCGCAGUCCUCGCGGCGUGUCCUGAGAGGUGUGGUCUCCUCCUCUUCCUCGACGGCAGCAUCUGGCCGGAUGCGCCUGCAACUGAACUCUAAGAAGGGUUUGACCCCGGCGGCAGACCGUCCCGACGCUCGCAAGGUCCUCCAGAAGUUGGCUCCGCACCGCCGGCCCAAAGACCAGAACCAGGACCGUGGCAAGGCGGUGACCCGGGCCGCGGCGCUGCAGAAUCACGGCCAGAAGGUCCACUUCACCCGCCGCUUGCAGAACCCGGGCGGUGCCACUGUCCCUGGGCCGCUGCCACCCAGAAUGCGCCUCAAACCUCAAAGGUAUCGUACCGACGACCCGGCGCCGAGCUCCGCCUCUGAGGCGUCGCCCCGAACCGCUACAAGCCCCACCCCCUCGCCGCCAGCUCCUCCCACCCCUCCCCCAGCCGCUGUCGCCAUAGAAACGAGUGACGGAGAGGCGCAGGAAGGAGCUGGCUGGCAGGAGGCGGAGCCUCCCCUGCCGUCCUCCUGCUCCCUAGACUCCUCCCACUCAGAGUGCAGCUCCACAGAGACCUUUGACCUCCCGCCCCCCGGGGACCCCCCCUCCUCUUCCUCUGCCCCUCCCCUACCCCCACCUUCCUCUUUCGUCCCUCUGUGCACCCCGCUGGCGGGCGAGGACGAGGAGGACGGCGACCCGAAGCGCCGCAGGAAGUCGUCCACGUCCUCCUCCUCCUCGUCUUCGUCCUCGUCGUCCGUCUUCUCCAAGUCCGUGUCCAAGUGUCUGCUGCCGGACGGCCGCACCGUGUGCGUCGGCGACAUCGUCUGGGCCAAGAUCUACGGCUUCCCCUGGUGGCCGGCACGCGUGCUGGGCAUCACGGUGGCGCGCCGCGGUGACACGGGGCUGGCGGUGCGGCAGGAGGCGCGGGUCUCCUGGUUCGGCUCGCCCACCACUUCCUUCCUGCCGCUGGCGCAGCUCUCGCCCUUCCUCGAGACGUUCCAGUCGCGCUUCGACAAGAAGAGGAAGGGGCCGUACCGCCGGGCCAUCGCCGAGGCCGCUAGCGCCGCCAAGCAGCUGACGCCAGAGCGCGCCGCUGAAGAGCUGCUGACGCUGGAGGCCGGCUUCACGCAGGGGCGGGGUCUGAACACACAUGGACAUCAAUAAUCAAUAUUUAAGGCAGAGUUUAUAUUUAUGAAGAAAAAUCAAUGUAUUGAUCUUACUGCUGUGUUUCCAUGGAUACUAGGUACAGGUUAUAGGUUCUUGCGUCCUUCAAUCAGAAAUUGAUCAGUUGAUCAACUCAGCUUGGCUCCUUAUGGAGAGUUUCCUCACCUGCAGACGCCAUCUUCAGUUGGAACCAGCAGGUGAGGCUCCGCCCCCAACUCCUCACCUGGGUGUGGCUCCAGGUGAAGCGGUGGGAGGGCUGAGCGGCGGCUCCACGCUGCACAGGUCAGAGAAAAUGAUCCGUUCUGAUCCAUUUUCAGACAAAAAUGAAAAAGUGAUAAGUUUUUAUUUGGUUUUGAAUCGGAUGCAAAUUAUUAAAAUGUCGGACCAGAUGUGAUUCUCAUCUUUAUUGAUCGGGUUAACGUGACCCGGAAAUAUUUCUGCGUGAAAUGCCAGAGGUUUAGUUACACUGUGGAGGCGCUGGGGCCAAACAUGGACCUGGCAUGGUCAACAGCAGUCUGAAGCACGCUUCCUUCCUGCUGCGGCUGAGGGACUUCCUGCUCAGAAAUGAGCCGCAGAACAUCAGCAGAGAAGAAGACGUCGGAUGCUGGGGUUGGGUUGAAGUCAACACAGGCUGUGAUGAACUGGGAACCAGUCUGGCAGGACCAUCCCUCACUCCCCUGAAUGAUACCCAAAGCUCUGCUGGACAGGAAGACCGCCUGCGUCCUGUUCCUCUCAGUGUCUGGUUCUGAUUGGACGCUUCAGGUGACCAGGGAGUUUCUUCCUCCUUCACGUCCUCAUCCUCGCUUCAUCCGGUUCUACUCGUAGUUUUCAGCUCAUUUCAGUCUCACGAUGGUUCCUCUGGUCCAGUUUGGUCCGGUUUGCUUGUGCCUAUUCCGUUCUUUUUCUCUGGAAUGGUUGGAUCCGGUCCGUUGUGAUCUGGUCCAGUCCGGUCGGGUCUUUGUCCUCCAGCUACUUUUCUGGAGGCGUGGCAAAGCGCUGGUGAAUUUUGGUCCCAUGAGUCGGCUCUCCAAAUCAGCCAAUCAGAGAACAGGUUCUCUAGCAGCUGAUUCUCCCAGUGACUUGUCAGAUCUGCCCAGUUCCUGGUCCAGUCAAAGUAUUUCAGUGGGAACUAAUGAAUUUAAUCGGGUCAGAGUGGAUAUUUAAACUGGUUUGGUCUGAAAUGGUUUCAAUGUCUGAAUUUAUUUCAAUAUUAUCUGAUUAAAACUGCUAUGUAGUUUAAUCUGAUCUAACCGGGUUAAAACAUGUUUAAAUUGGUUUAAACUGGUCGGAACUGGGUAUUAAUGGUCUGAAAUAGGUUAAAUCAGUUGGAACUGGUUCCACAAAGUUUAACUGCACCAGUAAACAAUCCUUUGAACUGGUGAGAAGUAGAUUAAAUGUGCCUGACAUGGUCAGAACUGGCUAAAACUGGUUUAACUGGUUAUAACUGCCUGACCUUGUUAAAACUUGUAUAAACUAUUUUGAACUGGGCUGAAGUUAGUUGAACUGGUUAAUACUGGUCUGACCUGGUCUCAACUGGUUUCCACACCUUCUAAAAUGUUCUAAACUAGUUUAAAUCAGCAUCCUGCGAUUGAACCAGUGGGAACUGGUCUGAACUGGUUUUAACUGGUUGUCUGAUAACUUUUUGAAGGUUUGAUUUUUUUCUUCUUUUUGUUUGAGUUGAAAAUGAUGCAGACAGGAAAUUGUUUUAAUAUUGUUUACAGAUGGAAAUGCAAUAAAAAUGCUGCAUGUGUGAAACA